This is a messenger RNA of Bactrocera tryoni, 2116 nucleotides long. Its product is annotated as alpha-amylase 4N-like. The transcript has 3 exons. Gene Ontology annotation, molecular function: alpha-amylase activity; cation binding. Gene Ontology annotation, biological process: carbohydrate metabolic process. Lineage: Eukaryota; Metazoa; Arthropoda; Insecta; Diptera; Tephritidae. The coding region runs from base 532 to 2034 and encodes 500 amino acids. The record is from RefSeq and is a predicted model, not a curated record.
GGUAUAAAAAAAAGUCCUAAUAUAAUGUGUGAAUAAUAAUUCACAGACGAACAUGGUCUACCACUAGAUUUAAGUUUAGGUUCCAUCAAAAGCUACAACAUUAUUACACCGACUAUUUGUUCAUGUAGAGAAUGCGUGAUAUUGAUUGGUUUAACAAAAUAACUUGACAUCAUCUAAACUUAUCCUUACCUUAUAUUAAUAAUCAAUUAUCAGAGUCAAGAAAUAAGCCUUCGCAUCUUGAGUGGUUAGACCUCCAAUGAAUUACCGAUUACUUAUAUGCCGCUCAUACAAAAAUUAUACUUUCGCUCUUUGUUCUCACACGGUAAUACCGCCACUCACUCAAGCAGAGCUAUUUAUAGCAUACCGUCUCGUGUAAGAGACAAAAGAGGUACGUAUAAAAAGUGUCUUUUGUUUUUAUAAGCAUGCAUUUCAUAUAAAAGCUGUAGAAUUAUGUUAUAUUUCAGUCGGUUUUCAGUUUUCAAGUCUAAAAGAAUCUUAACGCUUGUAGUUUACUAAACCAAAGGUCAAAGCAUGAUCGUGACCAAAAUCAGUUGCUGUGUGUUUCUAUUCCUUCUCGGCUCGAGCUACCAAGCUAACGCCCAAUUCAAUCCCAAUUAUGCAUCGGGACGUACAACAAUGGUGCAUCUCUUCGAGUGGAAGUGGAACGAUAUAGCUACAGAGUGUGAGAAUUUUCUUGGCCCCAAGGGUUAUGCUGGUGUGCAAGUCUCGCCGGUAAAUGAGAAUAUCGUUGUGCCGAAUCGUCCAUGGUGGGAACGUUACCAACCCAUUUCCUACCUCUUGACCACACGUUCAGGCAAUGAGCAACAGUUUGCCAAUAUGGUGAGACGUUGUAACAACGUCGGAGUGCGCAUCUAUGUGGAUGCGGUGUUCAACCAUAUGGCCGCCGAUCGCGCAAAUGCGCGCGGCACUGCUGGCUCAACAGCUAACCCUGGAAGCAAGAGUUAUCCUGCGGUUCCCUACUCCAACGCAGAUUUUCAUGCUACCUGUGCCAUCAACAACUACAAUGAUGGCAAUCAAGUACGCAACUGUGAGUUGGUUGGCCUAAAAGAUCUGGAUCAAAGUAAGUCGUGGGUGCAAGAUCGUAUUCUUGACUUCCUCAACAAACUAAUUAGUUUGGGCGUUGCUGGUUUCCGAGUUGAUGCCGCCAAACAUAUGUGGCCAGCCGAUUUAAAGAAUAUCUACAACCGUUUGAAUAACUUAAAUACUCAACCCGGUUUUGCUGUUGGCUCUCGUCCAUUUAUUUACCAAGAGGUCAUUGAUUUGGGUGGCGAAGCAGUCUCUAAACACGAAUACACUGGUUUGGGCGUGGUCACCGAAUUCCUUCAUUCCGCCUCUAUUGGCAAGGUAUUCAGAGGUGGAGACCAACUUCGUUGGUUAACCAAUUGGGGUACUGCAUGGGGCUUUCUUCCCUCGACUAGUGCUUUUGUUUUUGUGGACAAUCACGAUAAUCAGCGUGGACAUGGUGCUGGUGGUAGUGAUAUUCUCACCUACAAAAAUGCGAAACAAUACAAAAUGGCCAGCGCUUUCAUGUUGUCUCAUCCAUUUGGCAUUCCACGUGUCAUGUCUUCGUUUGCAUUCGACAACACCGAUCAAGGUCCACCAACAACCGACGGUAAUAAUAUUGCCAGUCCCACAUUCAAUGCUGAUAAUUCCUGCAGUGGUGGUUGGAUAUGUGAACAUCGUUGGCGUCAAAUUUACAAUAUGGUUGGCUUCAGAAACAUCGUAUCCGGCACUAAUGUACAGAACUGGUGGGACAAUGGCAGUAAUCAGAUCGCCUUCUGUCGUGGCAAUAGGGGCUUCGUAGCAUUCAACAAUCAAAAUAACGAUUUAAACACCUCGUUACAGACCUGUCUGCCGGCGGGCACCUACUGUGACAUCAUCUCCGGCGAAAAGUCGGGUUCAAGAUGUACAGGAAAAUCGGUUGUGGUGGGCUCCGAUGGUCGUGCCAAUAUUUCAAUUCGUCAAAAUGAGAACGAUGGAGCUUUGGCUAUACAUGUGGCAUCCAAAUUGUGAAAGGAACUCUGAUCGUACUAGGUGUUAUUAUGGUUAUAACCUAUAUUGCCGGGUUUAAAUAAAUGCGUUGAAGAAAAUCAAA